AUGGCCCAGGUGACGAAUGAUGCAGACAUAAUUGAAAUUUGUCAUGAACCUCUUGAUAUAGCGAAAUUAUCGUCCCUGGUGUCGACGCCGUCAGCUGGAGCAAUUUCAACCUUUACCGGAAUUACAAGAGACAAUUUUGAAGGAAAGAAAGUUCUGAGGUUAGAGUACGAUGCUUAUAUUCCUAUGGCGAUGUCAGAGUUAAAGACAAUUUGUGCUACCAUUCGGAAUAAGUGGGCAGUCAAAAAGAUAGCCAUUUUCCAUCGGAUUGGUCUUGUUCCUGUUGAAGAGGCUAGCGUUAUCAUAGCAAUUUCCUCAGCACACAGAGCCGAUAGCUUGGCAGCUGUUCAGUUUUGUAUUGAUACUCUUAAAGCGAAAGUGCCAAUAUGGAAGAAGGAGAUUUAUGAAGAUGGUAGCACUUGGAAGGAGAAUCGUGAAUGUAGUUGGUCUCAAUCAAAAUAA
This is a messenger RNA of Trichoplax adhaerens, 459 nucleotides long. RefSeq lists its product as uncharacterized. Gene Ontology annotation, biological process: Mo-molybdopterin cofactor biosynthetic process. NCBI's taxonomy places the organism in Eukaryota, Metazoa, Placozoa, Uniplacotomia, Trichoplacea, Trichoplacidae. Gene Ontology annotation, cellular component: cytosol. Gene Ontology annotation, molecular function: molybdopterin synthase activity. Bases 1 to 459 code for a protein of 152 amino acids. The transcript is spliced from 5 exons. The record is from RefSeq and is a predicted model, not a curated record.